Opisthocomus hoazin is the source of this 677-nucleotide messenger RNA. Lineage: Eukaryota; Metazoa; Chordata; Aves; Opisthocomiformes; Opisthocomidae. The record is from RefSeq and is a predicted model, not a curated record.
CUGCGGCAGAUGCUGCGGGAGCAGGGCUUGCUGGAACGCUACCUGAAGGAGCACCCCCACAACCGGGCCGCCAAGUACUUCCCCACCAGCUUCGCCUCCGAGCCCCUGACCAACUACCUGGACAAUGAGUACUACGGCACCAUCUCCAUCGGUACCCCGGCUCAGAAGUUCACCGUCGUCUUCGACACCGGCUCCUCCAACCUAUGGGUGCCCUCAGUCUACUGCACCAGCGAAGCCUGCGAGGACCACAACCGCUUCGACCCGUCGGACUCCUCCACCUUCGUCAGCACCAACGACAGCCUCUCCAUCGAAUACGGCACCGGCAGCAUGACUGGCAUCCUGGGCUAUGACACCGUCACCGUUGCGGACAUCAAGGUCACCGACCAAAUCUUCGGGCUGGCUGAGACCGAGCCCGGUGAUAUCUUCUACUACAGCCCCUUCGAUGGCAUCCUGGGGCUGGCUUUCCCCAGCAUCGCCUCCUCCGGAGCCACCCCUGUCUUCGACAACAUGAUGAGUGAAGACCUGGUGGCCAAGGACCUCUUCUCUGUCUACCUGAGCGGAGAUGACAAGAGCGGCAGCUUUGUCCUCUUCGGUGCCAUCGACUCCUCCUACACCACACACGGCAUCAGCUGGAUCCCCCUCUCUGCUGAAACCUACUGGGAGAUCACCAUGGAGAG